GCCAAUUAUUAUUUUGAAUGAAGUAGGCCAACCAGUUGGACCUACUCCUGAGCUUGUUCGUGAAUUUAGCCGCUUCUUGGGUACAAUUGCUAGAGAUGCACAACUUGCUCCUUUAAACUAUGUUACUUGGCAUAAGGUGCCUCAAAAUAAUUUGGACCACAUGUGGGAUUACAUCUUGGAGAAGUACAUGGUUCCAAUAGAAGGACGAAAAUGGGUGAUGUCUACUAUUAAUGAUUUGUGGCGAGUUCACAAAUCAAGGAUGAAGGAUAAACACUAUUAUGCAUAUACAACUGAUGCAAGAAGAUGGAAGAAUCGUCCAAAAACUAUCUCUGAACAACAAUUUAGAGAUCUUUUGAAUUAUUGGGACCUCGAAG
Molecule: messenger RNA, 374 nt
Organism: Cuscuta epithymum
Lineage: Eukaryota; Viridiplantae; Streptophyta; Magnoliopsida; Solanales; Convolvulaceae
Source: the annotation of a GenBank genome assembly